UGUUCAUCCGCAGUGAUCCCUGCGCGCUCGGUGGCUGUUGCUGCGUUCGGUGUUCCUCGAAAUGAAAAGUGUGCGUUGAUCGAGGGAGGAGUGUGCUGCUAUUUCUCCCUCUUCAACAUCGUCGCAAGUUUUGUGCAGCUUGGAUUACGUCGUUGGAAUCUGCACGUGCUCGUUUGUGCUGUCGGUGAAGUGUUCUUUUCUGUGCAUAAGUUCAACGAGAAGAAGAGACGCACUCCACCAGCGAGGCAGAGGCGACCGUCGCACGGGGUCGUGAUUUUCGCGUUCCCGUCGGGGGGGAACUGGUGCACAUCGCUAGGCCUUGCGCUACCGACGCAAGAUAGGAGGACUUCUUUUUCGCGAGCCAGGCUGAUUAGUCGGCGUGUGAAAGCAUGGAAGCCAUAGCGAAGCACGACUUUACGGCGACGGCCGACGACGAGCUGAGCUUUCGCAAGGGCCAAGUGUUGAAGGUGCUGAACAUGGAGGACGACAUGAACUGGUACCGGGCCGAGCUGGAUUCCAAGGAGGGCCUCAUUCCUAGCAACUACAUUGAAAUGAAGAAGCACGACUGGUAUUAUGGACGCAUCACGCGAGCCGACGCAGAGAAGCUGCUGUCAAACAAGCACGAGGGAGCCUUCUUGAUUCGCGUCAGCGAGAGCUCGCCCGGUGACUUUUCCCUCUCGGUCCGCUGUGGUGAUGGCGUCCAGCACUUCAAGGUGCUACGAGACACGAUGGGCAAAUUCUUCUUGUGGGUGGUGAAGUUUGCCUCGCUCAACGAGCUGGUUGAGUACCACCGCUCGGCCUCAGUCAGCCGCUCCCAGGACAUCAAGCUCCGUGACAUGCACCCAGAAGAGGAGACUACACCCGGGGUUCAACCUCAGCCGAGGCACCAGCGUGUACUGACACCGCUCAAGCUUCCCACAGGAAACAACGCCAGCCAGACAGCUCAGCUCGGAGCUGGCGGACGGGAAGAUAAGAGCCAGUGCCUCGUGCAAGCCAUGUACGACUUCCAGCCCCAGGAGAACGGGGAGCUGGAGUUCCGCCGCGGCGAUAUCAUCAACGUCCACGACCGCUCGGACGCCAACUGGUGGGAGGGCGAGAUCGGCUCGCGCCGUGGCUACUUCCCGGCCACGUACGUGGUGCCCUACCACACGUAGUGCGCUCUCCCCCCGACGAGUCCACGCCGGGCAGAGGCCACUGCGGCUGUCACAGUCUUGUCCCACGGCGCAGGCCUCCCCAAAAGUGGGAAGCAGGGGGGAGGGUGUGUUCUCCCCCUCGCCGCGUGGUGAUCUGAAAUUCUGUCUAGCAAAGCUGGUCCAAGGUGCUCUUUGUGCUGCAUGAGUCGAAGCGUGGCAAAAAUGGUCCUAACGAAGAAGCAGCGCUGCACUCGCACACGGCGUCCAUUACAAAGGACGACCACGUGACGAUUAACGAUAAAACUUCCCUUAACGAAACGUCCCCUUGAAACUGUGAGUGCGAGUGUAGCGCUGGUCAUCGGGUGUUUCUUUCGUCCCAUUUGUGUCACGCUAUGACUAAGCGGCACGAAGAGCCCACCAAGCAGGCCUGCCGAGUCUUUUUUUUUUUUUUUUUUCCAGCAGUGCAAGGUGCUCUUUUCCACAGGCCACUCCGAAUGUGGCAACAGAAAGCAGGUGGCUUGUUGACUCCCAAGCUAAGGACGCUCGCCCAGCGCCUCAGUGUGGGUAUCUCACAAACGCGUGAGGAAAGAUGCUAGAAGUGACCCCCGGACAGUUGCUGGGACCAGUAGCAUGUCCCCCAUUUCGUUUUGUCGUGCUUUUUUAUUAUUUUUCAGAGGAGACAUCAGGCCAGUUAUUCCCCCCCCCCCCCCCCAUAACAUCCUCCCAAAAACAUUGAUCAGUGCAAAUAGAUGCUAUUUCGGCAGCAGCACAGCUGCGGCCAUUAGUGUUUGUCGCCGCUCCCGAACUGAGAAGUUUCAGGCCACAAUUGCUGUCAUCGGCAAGAGAAUGCAGCUUGGAAAAGCUCCGGUUCACGCCAGGUCUUGUGGGUGUGGCUCCACCAGGUCAUCUAGUCUCUUCAAUCACGAGACCCUUCCAAAUUUGACUUCGCAAACCUUAUUUCUUGCGGCGAAGCUCAGCCACAGUUCGGGCUAUCGUGCCAGCCUUUGUGUCAAAGGGAGUCAUGCGUGGACAACUGUGGGUCAAACACACACUCUCCUGUGAUUGCAUUCUAUGCUUUACAGAGAAUGGUCACCGGGUUCUUUGCCAGCGAAUAUCGCUCGGUGCUACAACUGAAGCUGGGUCUGUGCCACGCAGAGCAGCAUAGCCGUUUUGCUCGGUCGGCGUAUGUAGCAAGAGAAAUGUUUUUGGAUCCCUUUCACAGGAACAGCUUUUAUGACCUCUCUCAGCGCGCACCCGGGUUGAAUGACACUUUGCAUGGCCACUAACGCAGAUUCAGUGUUUGUUGGCACAGGCAUGAUGUCUCGGGGCAGUGCUUGACACGGGUGCCUUCUCGUGCGGAGGCUGUGUCACACUGGAAGUAUUGCCUGGGUGCGCCUUCUGAGUAGCUAAGUGUACAGCAUGAGCUAAGCGGUGAAAGGAAAGGGGUGUGCUGCCCAGAACUUUCCGUGUACUUUGUCGCGGAGGCGGGGUCGAUGAGUCGUGGCAACGGGAGUCUUGCUCACCAUUUUCGGCUUGCGCAGCACUUGCCAAAAGCUGGCACAGUGUAAACUUCAGGCCAUGUUGAGGUGAUGGACGUAGGUCAACUGUGAACUGAAGUUUGGGGACAUUUGCAGCUGAGUCUGCUUCGGGAACCCUUGGACAGCCAGCAGCCACGAACUGAAAUUGUGCUAUUCUAGGUGUUCACAUUGUGGUGAAAACAAAGUGGGGUUGGAAGGGCUCUGAAGGAGUCACAACUUUGCCAGCACUGUAAAGUGCAGUUUACAUAGCCAACGCUUUUUCUUAUGAGAAUUCACGUCAUGACGGCUUGUUGCAGCAUCUUUUUUUAGUCUGCUUCGUGAAUCGUCGCGCAGUGUCAGUGUCGCCACAUUCUAGAAAAAUGCAGCGAACGCCGCUGCUUUUCUGGGUUCCACAUUGCUUCAUUUGCCAAGGCACAUCGCCGUGACGGUACGCAGUAGUAAAUAGGCCCGUCGAGCUACUGUGCCAAAUCGCGGGUAGGCCAUACUUCUUUACAAGUAGGCAGCUUUGCCAAUGGCGUGGGAGAAAGACAAUCCGGCACACAUUGCGACAUUUGGGGUAAGCUGAACCUUCCUGUGGGCUUCGCAUCCUGCGAGUCGUCAUCCUUCCAGAUUUGCAUAGAAGUGCACCAUCUGCUUGGAAGUCGGUGGAAGCCCCCGUCUUUAGGAGACUUCCGGUUAGUCCAGAACUCUGGCAAGUAUUCUUUUAGUGGCCACCAGAAAAGGGCUACCUUGACACUGCGUGGUCUCCAGCUGCUGCUGACAUUAUAAGCCAUUUAAGAAGAAAAAAAGUGAGGGAAAGCCUUAUGUGCGGCGUUACGGCUGUGUUUCGUUUUACCAGAUUUAAGAAGAAGAAGAGCGUUCAUUGCUUUUUCUGAAGUAGGAUUUGUAGGCAACCCCUGAUUGUCCCAUACGUGUGGUGUGCUUGUCGCUUCGUUCCACUUGCGAAGUGAACUGCAUGUAUUUCAAAAUGCUGUGGUGGUGCCAUCUGUUGACAACGCGUCGCAUGAUUUAUUCUGUGUUGACCAAAUGUGGCGGAGGAGGAACGUUGCAGCAACAAAAGCUUCUUCACCGCAUUCAGCUUUGACGGCAAGAGGCUUGUCUUCAAACGUCUGAAGAUUCUGUGUCGCGAGCUUUCAAGAGCAUUGCAGAUCUCUUUGUGUACAACUUGCAGAUGUCUUGCACGAACAAUUUUUUUUUUUUGUUUAGCCCAAACGGACCUUUGUUUUUCUCGUUAAUUGCAGCGGCAAUGAACGUGUCAUUGCUGCGGUGUUGCUCAUGCGUCGCUGUAAUGGUGUGCACACUGAAAUUUUAAUCCCACUUUUGCAAUGUAUAACACUUUUGUGUGGUCUGCUUAAACCCCUCGGAGGCAGUACAGUCUAUACGCUGGUCACCAUGCAGAUUGUGCUCACCUCUGCUUUUAUCUCGUUAUCAGCUGCAUUGCUCUAGGACAGUAACAUUAUUGUGCAACGUGGAGCGAUUGUCGUGUCCCUCGUCAGUGCUGCACAAAGCGGUGUUCUCGUGUUCAGCCGUUACUCGUCUAUCCCUUCCUACUCUUUUGUUAUUUUUUUGUGGGGCCAGGGAUGAACCUUGCUUUCUCUUGUUCCGUUAUUCUCUACAUUUCUGUGCUCUUAGAAGUGCAAAGUUCGUUUUAGAAAUCUAUCCCCUCUUUUUUUUGUAUUGUUUGUCAUCCGUUUAAAGACAGCAGUGUGCAAGUGAACAGUGUGAGUGUUUUGUAUGUAUAUAUACCGCUGAUUCUUUCCUUCUCACCAUCCCCUUUAUCUCUUUCCUUUUAAGGAACAGAAAAACAUUAUUUUUUGGUUUGAGCACCAAUACGGAAAUGAAAAUGCAGAUGGUGUUACGGAUCUCGGGCUAACGAGACACCACUUCUUCAGUUCAACUGAAGCCCGGUCAUGGGCUGCUGCCUGUUUCACCUUUAUCUAUACCAUCGUAGCUGUUGUCCACUUCGCUUCUCUUCCACCAUCUUGGCACCACUGUUUCGGCACGCGUCCUCGUAUUGACUUUUGGCUAUGUGGUCCCUCAGCUUCUCUACUGCUUCCGUCACUUUUUUUGGGACACGAGGCAACGGCCGCAGCGAAGUGUGUCGUCUAGUCAUCCGUCCCCCCCGCCCCCUCCCGCAUCCUCCGUGUCUCGUGCCCCUUGCUCGUGUGUUGCCUCAUACUGCUGUGGCCGUCUCGCAGGUCUCCCGAGCUCGACUCUGAGCAAGAGCUAUACGAAAGUGGCCGUGCAAUGUACCGCACCUCGAGUAGCGAAGGUGACACAGUUCUCCCCGGCAUCGUCGGGUGGUUCUGGCAUCGCUUAUGUUCUUCGCCAGGCACAGGGUUCUGGCAUCUGUAAUGAAAUUCGUAUAUUCUUUAACAGAUGCAUGGUUCUGGCAUCCCUAAUGGCAUUACAGAAGCCAGAACGUGCAUUCAUAAUGGCAUCCACAUAUUCUUCACCGGGCGCGUUCUUCGUCAGUGCUCCAUAAUGGAAAUACAGAUUCCAGAAUGUGCA
Messenger RNA from Rhipicephalus sanguineus (brown dog tick), 5182 nucleotides. RefSeq names its product growth factor receptor-bound protein 2 (gene drk). The coding region runs from base 390 to 1154 and encodes 254 amino acids. NCBI's taxonomy places the organism in Eukaryota, Metazoa, Arthropoda, Arachnida, Ixodida, Ixodidae. Gene Ontology annotation, molecular function: protein binding. The record is from RefSeq and is a predicted model, not a curated record. The transcript is spliced from 6 exons.